GUCUACUAGAAAUAUAAUAGUUAUGACAGCUAAUGACUCGUGGUUCUCGUGGUUGUUGUCCUAACGAUGAAGAUAUAUAGCUUAGCACCACAACAAGUGUUGAGCAUAAGUCCAUAUUUGUUAACUCCAACUCCAAAGUGAUCAAAGAGAGAAAGAGAUAGAGAAUCGCCAUGGCAAAGAUGUCAGCACUUUCUAUCUUCGCCAUCUUUAUCAUCCUCGUUCUGGUUAUCUUUGAAAUACCUGAGAUAGAAGCACAUGAUAGCGAGUGUCUGAAAGAAUAUGGGGGUGAUGUUGGGUUUGGCUUCUGUGCGCCUAAGAUAUUUCCGACGAUUUGUUAUAGAAAUUGCCAAAAGGACAAGGGGGCUAAUGGUGGAAAAUGCCUCUGGGGAGAGGGCGGUAAAGUGAAAUGCUUAUGCGACUUCUGCAGCAAUGAAUCUUUUAAUCAGUUUAUAAGUCUUACUUGAAACUUGCAUGUGUCGUCGUUUGUGUAAUAAGCAAGGCUAAUGAUCCAAGAAAUAAUGUAACAAUGAAUAAGUAAAAUAAAGAACCGCUAGGCUUUGCUAGUCUUACUACUAUUAUUAAAUAAGGAUACUUCAAUCUCGUUAAGAUCGAUCUCGUAGAAGAUCAAUCCCUUUCUCUCUUUUAGCCAUCUGAAAACAAAUCAAGUACUGCAGAUUUGAUUUGACGGAUAGAAGUAUAUAACGUUGUAUUGAUAAAUGAUAAACCCAAA
Arabidopsis thaliana (thale cress) is the source of this 730-nucleotide messenger RNA. Its product is annotated as Scorpion toxin-like knottin superfamily protein. Lineage: Eukaryota; Viridiplantae; Streptophyta; Magnoliopsida; Brassicales; Brassicaceae. The transcript is spliced from 2 exons. Bases 171 to 464 code for a protein of 97 amino acids. The record is from RefSeq and is marked reviewed. Gene Ontology annotation, molecular function: sodium channel inhibitor activity; ion channel inhibitor activity. Gene Ontology annotation, biological process: defense response. Gene Ontology annotation, cellular component: extracellular region.